This is a messenger RNA of Protopterus annectens (West African lungfish), 2713 nucleotides long. RefSeq names its product SHANK associated RH domain interactor (gene SHARPIN). NCBI's taxonomy places the organism in Eukaryota, Metazoa, Chordata, Ceratodontiformes, Protopteridae. Gene Ontology annotation, biological process: proteasome-mediated ubiquitin-dependent protein catabolic process; protein linear polyubiquitination; positive regulation of canonical NF-kappaB signal transduction. Gene Ontology annotation, cellular component: LUBAC complex. Bases 403 to 2412 code for a protein of 669 amino acids. Gene Ontology annotation, molecular function: ubiquitin binding; ubiquitin-protein transferase activity. The transcript has 13 exons. The record is from RefSeq and is a predicted model, not a curated record.
GAUGGACCUAUUUUUCUUGAGCCUUUCUCCAGAUUGUUGAUAUUUCUAGGCUUAGAGCUAUGCAGUGGGUAGCUCCGGUGCCUAAACAUUGCGCAUUACACAGAUGAAACGUAAAAAUGUGACGCUGCAUUGCAUACCAAAUACACCAAACGUUAAUAACAUUUGUUACAAAAGCGGAAAGACUAACGCAUAGAAAGCGUCCGGGGAAUUGUUGUUUUUACACGGAGCAAGUUUGGUGCUGUUAUGUUUCUGGGGGGACAAUAUUUGCAGCGGAUUGUAAGGUACAUCACUAUGAAGUUUUGCCUAGUUUUUGUAAUGACGAUUAAGCUGAAACCUACGGUCUGAAAAGAUAGCACUGGGGGCAAGUGACCUGUUCCAGACCCACUGUGUACAUUUUGGAUUAUGGCAUCUGCAAUGUCACAGCAUUCAUCACCGCCGGCCAGUCAGUCGCUGGCUACCGUACUUAUGGCCGUACCUGUGUUAGUAUAUGGCCCGCGGUCGCUGCCUGUGGCGGUUCCGAACGAAUCUGAAGGAAACGGCGAGAUUGGGAUGUUUCGAUUGGUACUUAGUAUGGAACUAGAACGUAGUGGUGAGUUCCGGCUCGCCCUGAGGAAUGGCAGCACGAGCACCUGUAGUAGUAUGAAUAUUGUGGAGUACAAUCUACGGGAUAUUUCAUAUCAAGUGAAAGACUUCACACAUCAUGAGUUAACAGUCGUGAACUCUCCAGAGCAACAUUUUUCCUUUAUAUUUGAAGACGAGAAAGUGUCACAGAAAUGGUGGACUGUCCUUAGCUGCUCCUUAAGAGAGGUGCAGAAAGCUGCUUUAGGCUCAUCUCUAGCUUCACAGCCUUCUGUCCAGCCACUUGCACUGAAAGACAGUGUGCUUAAACUAGCACCGGAAGCUGCGAAGACUGCAUCAUCGGUGCCAACUACUCAGCUUCAGAAAUUGGAGGAUCUGUUGCUACGACUUUCCCAUGCCAUUGAAUCUGGUGACCAGCUUGCAGCUUCUCGUUAUGCUGCAAGUUUAGCACAGCAGCAGGUUUCCGUCAAGAUUCAACUUAAAGAAUCCAACUUCAGCAACACUGCAGUCAGCGUGAAAGUUGGUGUAGAAGAUGCUACUUCUUCAGCAGUUAUUUCAAUGAAGGUCUUCCCUUAUACUACUAUAGAGACUUUGAAGCAGCAGGUUUUCCAAGAUUAUGGGUUUCAUCCUACUGUCCAGCGGUGGAUUAUUGGUCAAUGCCUUUGUGUGGAUGAACGAACUGUCAGUUCUUAUGGCAUUAAGAAGGAUGGGGACAUGGCUUUCUUAUACUUAUUGUCAGCAAAACAAGCAAGUCUCUCAAAGCUCCAUUAUGAAGAUGAUCAAGCCCUUGCUAUGUGUUUACCUGGUGCUGCUGCUACUUCAACCAAACGAGACAGCUUGGUUGCUGAGGAGAACCUACUGUACAAUACACUGCCUGCCCGGCUAACAUCAAAGAGAGCAAGUAAGACUAAGGAGAAAGACGGAAAGAUGGGCAUCAGUGAUAUCAGACGCUUCCUAGAUCUGGAUAUGCUUCAGAUUAACGACACUUUACCCAGCAAUGGACCAAGCAGACUGUCUCAAACUAAGCCAGUACCUUCUCAAGUAGUUUUCCAGCAGUCUGUGGAAGAAAAACGGCUUAAAAACUACCAAUACAUGCUGCAGACAGACAGUCAAGCCUUGGUCAUGAACUGGCAGACUACUGAAUGUCUAAUUUGCUUUAUGGAGAUGAAGCCUGGAGGGGGAGUGCUGCUUCGCGAGUGUCUGCACUGCUUUUGCAAAGAAUGCCUAAGACAGCUGAUCAAGACCUGUGAUGAUCCUGAAGUGUCAUGUCCUUUCCGAGAUGACAUCUAUGCCUGCAGCAGAAAGAUGCAAGAUAGGGAAAUACGUGCACUGGUGUCUCCAGAGGAGUAUCAGAAGUUUCUGGAUCGGAGUCUAAUGGUAGCUGAGAGUUGUAGCCCAAACAGUUACCAUUGUAAGACAGUGGAUUGCCGUGGCUGGUGCAUUUAUGAAGACACAGUAAAUGAGUUCAGGUGCCCCAUCUGCAACAAACUUAACUGUCUAAUAUGCAAGGCAAUCCAUCAAGGAAUGAACUGCCGACAGUACCAAGAUGAUAUACAGAUCAGAGCCCUCAAAGAUUCUGCCGCGCAACAGACUGCAGAAAUGCUGAAAAUACUAGUUAAUAUGGGAGAGGCCAUGUUCUGCCCAUUGUGCAAGAUUAUCAUACAGAAGAAGGAGGGCUGUGACUGGAUACGUUGCACCGUCUGCCACACUGAAAUCUGCUGGGUCACAAAGGGGUCUCGUUGGGGACUUGGGGGCCCAGGUGACAUCAGCGGGGGCUGUCGCUGCAACGUCAAUGGAGUUAAAUGCCAUCCAAAUUGUCAGAAUUGUCACUGAGAGUCCAGACUCUGUCACACUGUAUGCCUUAUUGCCUGUCCUACACUGACAUAUUCUCUUCUAUGCUAACUAAGCCAUCAACACUGGACUAGAAGAAAGGAAAGUAAUUGCACUAGGGUUUAUGUAAUAUAUUUAUGACUGUAUUUAUCCUAAAGUGCCUUAUUUGUCAUGAUGAAUGUGUAAAACUAUUAGCCUUGCUUUGAGACAUAAACUGAGGUUGACUAAGGUUAAACAACACUCAACAUUCAGCAGAAAAAGUAUGCAAGAAAGCCAAAGGUGUUUCUGCAGUCAUUGAAAGUAA